UUCACCCCAUCCUUGGUUUUCUAAGAAAAAACCAUACGUUCUGUACCCCUCGAUAGCUAUUGGUGCAUAUUCUAUAGGGUUUAUGCAGACCAAUCCAGAGGGUGCCCAGCCCUUUCUGACGUGAACCCCCUGGGGGUUUAAAUGCUUGUGCUACACCAAAAUUUUUCCUCUUUCUCUCCGCAAAGACCCCCCAAAGAAUCAACAGGAGCCAUCCAUGUAUAUCUAUGGCACAGGAACAGCUUGCUUAUGCAACUAAACAUAGAACUAUGGAUACAUCAGACUAUGAUUCAGCAGAUGACUUUAUACUUACACAGCGGUCUAAUUCACCCAUGUAUGAACCCUUAACUCCCCCUUCCGAAUCAGAAGAACCAGAACCAGAACCGGAACCGGAACCGGGACCGGGACCGGAACCGGAACCGGAACCAGAACAAGAACCAGAAGCAGAAGCUCACAGGGCACAGUCCAAAUCAAAUACCUCAGCAGGAAGUGUGAAAAGAAAGCAGCUGUUUGAGGUCAAACAAGUACCAGAGGAUUUGCCUGAGCUCCUUAUCACAGAUGAAGAUCUAACAGCCAACCAAGUACAAGUGGAAUUACCAGAGAUCAUUAUCACAGAUGAUGAGGAUCUUACAGUCAGCCAUGUGCCAAUGGUUUUGCCAGAGAUUGUUAUCACUCAUGAUGAUCUUCCCGGUAAGCCCAAGGUCUCUGCAAAGCAGGGGCAGCCGUCUGCAAAGGGAUGCAAUGUUAACCAGGUAGCUGAGGGUUCUGGUGUUAACAAUAGCGUACAGGAGCUUCCAGGGGAGCCUGGUACCUCUGAAGGAGGGAGAGUGAAAAGAGCUUUGAAAAGAAGACAUCUUGGCCAACCUCAUCAGUCAGAAGGAGUUCCUCCCGUGAAGAAAUCAAAAAAACAGGAACAUGAGGAAUCGGGUAAGUGAUCUAUGUAUUAGAACCCAGCCCCUGUAAUACCUUGGGUAGCAACCUUAACACAUAAUUAUGAGUUUUGGAGAUCCCCCAGGUGUAUUAGUUUUUAAAA
Messenger RNA from Hemicordylus capensis (graceful crag lizard), 1030 nucleotides. Its product is annotated as proton channel OtopLc-like. The transcript has 11 exons. Lineage: Eukaryota; Metazoa; Chordata; Lepidosauria; Squamata; Cordylidae. The record is from RefSeq and is a predicted model, not a curated record. The coding region runs from base 225 to 932 and encodes 235 amino acids.